UUUGAAUAAAAAGUCCUCAUAUGUUAAAUUUUCACAUGUCGAUCCAAGCUCUACAUAUAUAUAUUUACUCAUCAUUCCAAAAGCUUCCAAAGAAACAAAGAGUAACAAUGAAACGAAACAGUAUAAAUAUUCAUCACGUUACUUCUUUUUCUUCGAGUCCGUUUUGGUGUGUUUUCUUUCUCGUGUUGUUAUGUAAGACGUCCACCAACGCUUUGGUGAAGCAGCCGCCAAACGAAACGACUCCGGCGAUAAUUGUGUUCGGAGAUUCAAUCGUUGAUGCCGGAAAUAAUGACGACAUUAUGACAACGUUGGCUAGAUGCAAUUAUCCUCCUUACGGCAUCGAUUUUGACGGUGGAAUUCCUACCGGAAGAUUUUGCAACGGCAAAGUUGCGACUGAUUUUAUAGCGGGAAAAUUCGGAAUUAAACCAAGUAUACCGGCAUAUCGAAAUCCAAAUUUGAAACCAGAAGAUCUCUUAACCGGUGUAACAUUUGCGUCUGGUGGUGCUGGUUACGUUCCCUUCACAACCCAAUUAUCGGGAGGAAUAGCUUUAUCGCAGCAACUGAAGUUAUUCGAAGAGUAUGUAGAGAAGAUGAAGAAAAUGGUUGGGGAAGAAAGGACAAAGCUCAUAAUUAAAAACAGUUUGUUCAUGGUUAUAUGUGGCAGUAAUGAUAUAACCAACACCUACUUUGGUCUUCCUUCUGUUCAACAACAAUACGACGUCGCUUCCUUUACCACUCUUAUGGCCGACAAUGCUCGAUCUUUUGCUCAAAAAUUACAUGAAUAUGGAGCGAGGAGAAUACAAGUAUUCGGUGCACCACCAGUAGGAUGUGUCCCAUCACAGAGAACCUUAGCAGGAGGGCCAACAAGAAAUUGUGUUGUUAGGUUCAAUGAUGCAACAAAGCUCUACAAUGUUAAGCUCGCUGCAAAUUUGGGUUCUUUGUCAAGAACUUUAGGAGACAAGACAAUAAUCUACGUUGACAUAUAUGAUUCUCUCCUUGAUAUCAUUCUUGACCCUCGACAAUAUGGAUUUAAGGUGGUUGAUAAAGGAUGUUGUGGAACUGGACUAAUUGAAGUUGCUCUUUUAUGCAACAACUUUGCAGCUGAUGUAUGUCCAAAUAGAGAUGAAUAUGUGUUUUGGGAUAGUUUCCAUCCGACUGAGAAGACUUACAGAAUUAUGGCCACAAAAUAUUUUGAGAGAUAUGUAUGAUCUCGACAAUCGUGUAAGUCAUAGCUUGAUUUAUCGUGUCUUUUGAUGUUUAUUAUCUUAUUAGACGUGACCUCGAAAUGUUUUUCCAAAAGAAUAUGAUUUAUGUAUUUUGAGACAAUUUCCAUUCGACUGAGAGAAGCCUUAAAAACUAUAGUCGUAAAAAAAAGUUUGAAAAAUGUCUACAAAAUUUAAUAAUAUG
Messenger RNA from Arabidopsis thaliana (thale cress), 1407 nucleotides. Its product is annotated as GDSL-like Lipase/Acylhydrolase superfamily protein. Gene Ontology annotation, molecular function: lipase activity; acyltransferase activity; hydrolase activity, acting on ester bonds. Bases 21 to 1208 code for a protein of 395 amino acids. The record is from RefSeq and is marked reviewed. The transcript is spliced from 5 exons. Gene Ontology annotation, biological process: lipid metabolic process. Gene Ontology annotation, cellular component: extracellular region. Lineage: Eukaryota; Viridiplantae; Streptophyta; Magnoliopsida; Brassicales; Brassicaceae.